Messenger RNA from Sporisorium graminicola, 4101 nucleotides. RefSeq lists its product as uncharacterized. The record is from RefSeq and is a predicted model, not a curated record. The coding region runs from base 1 to 4101 and encodes 1366 amino acids. The transcript has a single exon. Lineage: Eukaryota; Fungi; Basidiomycota; Ustilaginomycetes; Ustilaginales; Ustilaginaceae. Gene Ontology annotation, molecular function: guanyl-nucleotide exchange factor activity.
AUGCCGCCUCGCGACCAUCCCGAUCAUGUUCGCGAUCUGUCUCGACGCUCUUUGCCUACACCAACGACCACCCAACAGCCACCUCACACCUCACGAUACAGCUCGCUUGCAGCACUCCACAAACCGCGGCUUCCAAACGGGCAGCGUCUCACUCUUCCUUUUGCAUUCGCAAGCGUCCAGAGUCCAGGUAGCUUCACCGCCUUUCACGGCGCUUAUCCACCUCGAAGCUCCUUCGACCGUCCCAUCGCGUUCCUCGCCCACGACGCUCGCUUUCCACGUCCCGCCAACUAUCAGGUCGGCUGUCGUAUUUCGUCCAGCCUCUCUCACGAGUGCCAGCUCGACAACCCACACCACGGCGACGUCCAGAGCGACAGCAGCAACGACGACGACGACAACGAAGUUGAGGCUGUUUCUUGCCCCAGUCCCUCACCGCCUCGGACUGAUUUACCCUCAGGUAGCGAAGAGACAUCGUCCACGCGACGCUCUUCGUUUCCUUCCAUAACCACCAAUAUGUCGGCAGCAGCGUCCCUCGACUUGCUCCCACGCGUGGGUCCUUCGAACGGCAUGCACAGCCCCUUUUCGAUACCUCAUCCGCUCUUUGCUCACGACGGGGCUCCCUCCUCCUCCAACAGCUGGAUGCCCAGAUCGCCAUCAUAUUCCUCUUCUGAAGCCCGACCGCUCCCUUCUCUGGUAAACGAAGCGGGUGUGCGCACAAACGACGCUCUCCUCCAUGCGCUCGCAGGCACACCCAGCGGCAUGCAGUCCUCUUCCUCUUCCAGCUCCUUCGCAGCGGCCAGCCCGUCCUCUCUCGACGUGAGCCAGACCGCAGGUUCCUCACUCUCCGGUGGUGGCAGCUUCACCAGCUCUGGCGCCUACUCGAGCAGCAACAGCGGCACCUUUGGCCAACCGGGCAGAAGCAGCAGCGGAAGCGGUGGUGCUGCAGACCGCAAUGGCUCGCGCAACAACGGAUCCGGCGACGACAACGGCUCCGAAGGAAACGGAGACGACGGCUCCAGGGACGCCAGCGAGAAGGACAAGGCCAAGAGAGCCAAUCCACUCGUCGACUUGCUUGAGACAGAAACCGCCUACGUCUCGGAACUCAGCAAGAUCAUCAAAAAGGUCGCCGCCGCUUGGUCGCGCUCCAACUUUCCCCCACAAGAACUCGACAACAUGUUUCGCAACAUCGAGGCCAUCUACAGAGCCAACCGCAGCUUCCUCAAGGCGCUCAAAGAGAUUGGUCCCAACCCUUCCUCACCCAAAGCCCUAGGCGACCUGCUUAUGAAGUGGAUCGAUGACCUUGAAUCGCCGUACUCGCGCUUCUGCGAUAGCUACCUUGCCGACUUCGACGCCUGGUCUACGGUCCAGUCCAAUCCGCGCCUCGCCAAGCUACUCGAAGAGGUGUCUGGAUCCACCGAUGCAGAGGGCAGACCCGUCGUCUUCAGCGACCGAAAGCGCGAUCCAAACGAGCCGUGGACGCUCGACAGCCUCUUUGCGCUCCCGCACCUCCGUCUCAAGUACUACAAGAAGCUCUACUCCCGGCUGCUCAAAAGCACGCAGCCAGGCAGAAGCGACCAUCGUCUGCUCGUGCGCGCAAACGAGAAGCUCGAUCAGCUCGUCGAAAAGUCAAAGCGCAGACUAGCAGUAUCGGUGCUCGACGAGGUCGCCGGUCGCGAGUCCCGUGACAGCUCCUUUGCUGAAAGCAACGUCACCAGCGAAAACUCGCCGCGCGAUCGUGUCUCUUCUGCCACCUCCAAUUCCGAGUCGCAGUCUCCCAGCGUGCGACCCGUACAAACGAUCGGUACCAAGACCUCUCCGCCUCGUGGCUCCGCCACAGACCCGAGCAAUGGUGUCAGCAUUGGCUCUGCUGCCGCUGUUGCCCCGACGUCUGCGCUACUCCCUUCUGCAGGUCGGGCACCCACACCCGGAGGUCUGCCCAUGCUCGGCGCUGGUGCACCGCUCACUACACAGCUGAACGGGCUCAGCAUCGACCUGCCUAGCGUCUCGCCGUCGCGCCCCGAUCUGAUCCGGGGCAACUCGGAGGCCGCUAGCGUGCAUGACAGCAGCUCACAGACUGCUGGCGAUGACGCUGCAUCUCAACGCACCAACUCGCUCUCGCAGCCCAUCGAACUGCUCGAGAAGCGCCUCGACACGUCCAGGACGCUCGACAUUUUCACCAUGAAGCCGAAAAAGUGCCAGUUGCAGAUGCAUCCGCCCAACCUGCCCUUCACACGCUCCUUGCGCAAGUCGGCCGACGUCGUGAUCGACUUCACACCGUCCAGCGGUGGUCCUGAGAUCAACAUUCGCAGAGCACACCUAUUCCUGCUCACCGACCUCUUCUUGGUCUGCGAGCGCAUGACGCCUAGCGAGAAGGCCGAGCUGUCCAAAGGCGGCGUGGGACCCGAUAUGUGGCUGCUGUAUCCACCUCUGGCAGGCAAGCAUCUGCGUGUCGCUGACGUGGGUGGACAGGGCAACGUCAUGUCCAUCACGAUCCUGAAAAAGGAGAAGCUGAUCGUGCACACCGACUCGCGCCAAGCCAAGGAGGAAUGGCUCGAGCAUUUCGCCGAUUGCCAAAAGUUUGCCGCCAAUCUUGGACUCAAGGUGCAGACAGGUGGCAACACUGCGACAUCGGCGCCGGUAGCAGCUGGCAGCAGUCUCGUCUCUGGUGCAUCUCUCACAUCGGGAGCGCCUAGCCUCAUCACGCCUGCGCUCUCACCCGCCAUCUCUAUCACACCCUCUUCCAUACAAGGACACGAUGAGGGCACAGAUAGGCUUCCCGCACCGUUCAACGCUGAAGGCAGCAACUCGCCCGUCAUUGGCUCAGAUCUGUCCAGACAAGCUUCGUUCAAUUCGGUCGCAUCCUUCCCCAAGGCGGCUGCACCCGGCUCGCCCGAUCUUGGUGCUUGGCAACCCGGCAGCGGCUCGGCCUUCUCGCCACGCUCGCCCUCCCCCUCGCAAUACGGGCCAGGCAGCGGCCCAAGUGGGUUCGGUGGACCCGGUAUGCCUCGUCCGCCUAUGCCCCGUCCUGGCAUGAUGUCGCCUGGCAACGGUACGCUCUCGCCGGACACGAGUCCAGCUUUUGGUCCUGCCCGCUACGGUCCCGGAGGAUUUGGCCCCAAUGGACCGACGGGCAUGGGACGACCACCAUUGAUGCAAGAUCCGCAUAUGCCACCUCGCUCGCCUGGAGGCAUGCGAGGGCCAGGAGGACCUGGGGGGCCCGGAGGACCGAUGCAAUUCCCAAGAGGCGGUCCAAGUCCGGUUCCUGGUCAGAUGCCCGGUCCAGGUGGUACCAGUCCUGGGUUUGGUCCAAUGCAUGUGCGACCUGGAAAAGGACCGGGCCCUGGACCCGCGCCUGGCAUGGGGCCUGGAGGGCCAAUGCCACCCUUUGCGAACGGGGCACCCAGACCGCCGAUGGCACGACCGCCUCCUGGCGGGCCUGGUGGACCGUCAUGGAUGCAGGGACCGCCUCCUCCCCCGCCCAACGGUAUGGGGCCACGCGAGGCCAUGCGACGACCGUCUGCGCCUAACCUGCGCCAAGCAUCGCAUGGCUCGUCUGGCGGCGGACGUACCUCGGACGAAGGCGAAGGCGCUCGGUCUUUUAUCCGCACGCGCUCGGUGUCUAGCACGGGAUCCACUGCGCCCAAGCUGCCGUCGGCCAUGAUGAAGGAAGGGCGAGAUCGAAGCGAGCGCGGCACCGACAUCUCGCCACCCAGCAGCCCAGUUUCCAAGAGGCAAGGUCCGUUCCGCAGCACGGUGUCUGCGCAGAUGCGAUGCAAGCUGUUCCUCAAGCAGAGCCACGCGCAGUGGAAGUCGCUGGGCAAUGCGAGGUUGAAGCUGUACCACAUCUUGCCGGACGACAUCAAGCAGUUGGUGGUGGAGAACGAUCGCAAGACGCUCAUCUCGACGAUCGUGCUGACGGACGGCGUGGAGCGUGUGGGCAAGGUGGGUGUCGCCGUGGAGCUGAGUGACCGGGGCAACCGCACUGGUAUCAUCUACAUGCUGCAGAUGCGGAGCGAAGAGUCGGCGGGCGGGUUGUUUGGGCAGUUGUUGGAGGGGAGCGAUAGAACGGCGGCGGCCACCUCGAUGGGUGGCAGUCUUGCUUGA